GCCGGGGCGGCUUUGGACUGAGUUCUCGCGCAACUCCGUAGUAUGAAAAUAUUGCAGACAUAAUCAGAAAUAGCUGUGAAGUCCCACGGAUUCGUCAAUCAGAUUCAUCACUUACAAAUGAAUGAUCUCUCUUCUUUCCCCCUGAAAUCUGCAACCCCAAGUGUGGAUUUCUUUGGAAAUUGUCUGUUUCCCUAGGGGGCAUGUGCCAGGGCCUGCAGUCUAAGUCCUGGCAGUUCAAAUCCAGGUCUGCGCCUUCCCGCUGAGUCACUUUGAGCAAGAUCUACCUCUGCAACUUAACUCUUCUCUAGGAAGAACACUCAGGAGAGCAAGAAUAUGGCCCCAGGGCUCUUGACAACCAGGGACGAGGCAUUAAUGGCCUUCCAGGAUGUGGCUGUGGCCUUUACCCAAAAGGAGUGGAAGCUACUGAGUCCUGCUCAGAGGACCUUGUACAGAGAAGUGAUGCUGGAGAACUAUAGCCACCUGGUCUCGCUAGGAAUUGCUUUUUCCAAACCAAAACUCAUCACACAUCUGGAGCAAGGGGACGAGCCCUGGAGAGUGGAAAACGAAUGUCUUCUGGACCUUUGUCCAGAACGCGGGACGGAAUUCCAGCCCUGUCUCUCCCACCCGGUGGCCUUUUCUAGUCCACCAUUCCUCAGACGAUAUGUGCUAAGUGGUCGUCCCCCUCCAGUCUUCACAAGCUCAUCUACAAAAAGUGACUUCCAACUGGAAGCUCCAGGGUGCUUGAUUGAAAGAGAAGGUGGAGAGAGAGAAGGCCUUGGCACCAUGUUUGGGAAGAUGAAGCCGAGCAAGAUUUCGAGGACAUUCUUCUGCCCACAUCAAGGUCACCCAGUAGACUGGGUGAAAGACAACAGAACAGGAGAAAUAGACCUUGGCCUGGCCCAGAGGAUGAGCCCUGGAGAGUCAGACAGAACGUUGAAGGGGGCGGGUGUCUCAGAAUCUGGAACAGUCACAUGCGGAAAAUACAGACUGGGGCCCAGCCAAAAGUCAAGUGUAUUCAGCCACCAGAAACAUCAUGUGUGCCCUGAAUGUGGGAGAGGCUUUUGCCAGAGGUCAGACCUCAUCAAGCACCAGAGGAUACACACGGGGGAGAAGCCUUACCUGUGUCCCGAAUGUGGUCGCCAGUUUAGCCAGAAGGCCUCCCUCACCAUACACCAGAGGAAGCACUCAGGAGAGAAGCCAUACGUGUGCAGGGAAUGUGGGCGACACUUCAGGUAUACGUCCUCGCUCACGAACCACAAGAGGAUUCACUCUGGGGAGAGACCCUUUGUAUGUCAGGAGUGUGGCCGAGGCUUUCGCCAGAAGAUAGCCCUCGUCCUUCACCAGCGGACACACUUGGAAGAGAAGCCCUUCGUGUGCCCCGAGUGUGGAAGAGGCUUUUGCCAGAAGGCCUCGCUCCUGCAGCACCGCAGCUCACACACGGGCGAGAGGCCCUUCUUAUGCCCUGCGUGUGGGCGUGGCUUCAGGCAGCAGUCGCUGCUGCUCAGUCACCAGGUCACACACUCAGGGGAGAAGCCUUACGUCUGCACUGAUUGCGGGCACAGCUUUCGCCAGAAGGUCACCCUUAUCAGACACCAGAGGACACACACUGGGGAGAAGCCUUACCUGUGCCCCCAGUGUGGGCGGGGUUUUAGCCAGAAGGUCACCCUCAUUGGACACCAGAGGACACACACUGGGGAGAAGCCUUACCUGUGCCCCCAGUGUGGGCGUGGCUUUGGGCAGAAGGUCACCCUCAUUAGACACCAGAGGACACACACAGGAGAGAAGCCUUACCUGUGCCCUGAGUGUGGGCGUGCCUUUGGCUUUAAGUCACUCCUCACCAGACACCAGAGGACACACUCAGAAGAGGCGCUUUAUGUAGACAGGGUGUGUGGGCAAGGCCUUGGCCAGAAGCCAUACCUCGCCUCUGACCAGAGGACACACUCAGGAGAGAAGCCGUGCGUGUGUGACGAGUGUGGACGCGGCUUUGGCUUUAAAUCCGCCCUCAUCAGACACCAGCGGACCCACUCAGGGGAGAAGCCGUACGUGUGCAGGGAGUGUGGGCGCGGCUUUAGCCAGAAGUCCCACCUCCACAGGCACAGGAGGACCAAGUCUGGCCAUCAGCCCCUACUACAAGAGGCGCUCUCCUGAUCUUUCCUUUCCUUUCCCCAUGAGUGUGAAACUGGCGAAAAUCACUAGUAAAUGUUCUACUUCACUGAUGGAAAAAAAUCAUAACUUUCUUUCAUCGAUCAUGUAAUAGUCGAUUUAUGGUUGGUUUUUGCAUGAGUGAUGUGUCUUUGUUUGAUAGGGCUACCAUAACAAAAUACCCUAGACUGAGUGGCUUAAACAUCAGAAGCUUAUCUUCUCAUAUUUACAGAGCCUGGAGGCCCCAGAUCAAGGUGUCAGCAAUGUUGGUUGCUGCUGAAACCUCUCUCCUUAGCUUGCAAAUGGCUCUCUUCUCACUGUGUCCUCACAUGGCCUUUUCUCUGUGCACAUUUGUCCCUUCUUAUACAGACACUAGUCAUUUUGUGUAGGGCCACAACCAUAUGACCUUAUACAGUCACAUUGGGAGUUAGGACUUCAACAUAUAAAUUUCGGGGGAACAGUUCAGUCCAUUACUCUCUGCCCUCUGGACCACCAAAGUUCAUAUCCUUCUCACAUACAAAAUACAUUCACACUAUCCCAGCAACCCCCAAAUUCUUAACUCAUUCCAGCAUCAACUUUAAAUCCAAAAUCUCAUCUAAAUCAAUAUUAUCUAAGUCAAAUUUAGGUAAGACUCCAAGUACAAUUCAUCUCCAGCUGUGAUCAUAUGAAACCAAAUAAGUUAUCUGCAAAUACAAUGGUGGGACAAGCAUGAGCUAGACUUUCCCAUUCCAAAGAGAGACAUUAGAAACACAUAAGGAGUGAUGGAUCCUAAGCAAGUGUGGAGCCAAGAUGACGAAUUCCAUUAGAUUUUAAGACUCAAGAAGAAUCCCCUUUGGCUCAAUGCUCUGCUUCUGGGCUCACUGGGGCAGCAGUUCUUGGCCCACAAAAUUGAGGAGGAGACACACUUGCCCCCCAGAUCUGUACUCUCUGAGCCUAUGGUCAGAGUCGUAGCCCUGCCCAUAUCUGAAUCACCUUUGAGAAUCACAUUCUUCCCUUUUCUUGAAGAUUAAUGCAUGUUUACAGCUAGGUAAUUCUAUUGUACUUUCCUUUAGAAUUCCAGAAGUUCAAUAACCUGCCUUCAUUUUGUCCCCUCUCUCUCCCUUUCACUUCAAGCAGUUAGAGUUUCUGGUGAGAUGGUUAAUUGGUUUCAUGAUUUACACCCGUACAAAUCUCUUUAUCAAAUGGUUGUCCAUCAACACCCUUGGUGUUCUGUCUAGAAGAUGCUUUCUCAUUUUUUGCAAUAUAGAUAGGCUAAGAAUUUUCUAAAUCUUAAAGUUCUGGUUCCCUUCUGUUUAACAAUUCUUCAAUUUAUCUGUCUCCUCUCAUACUUUACUAUAAGCAGCAAGGAGAAAUCAGGCCAUGCUUUCAUCACUGUGUAGAAAUCUCAUCUGAAUAUUUUGCUGUUAUAUUACUUACAACUUCUAC
This is a messenger RNA of Cynocephalus volans (Philippine flying lemur), 3567 nucleotides long. RefSeq names its product zinc finger protein 169-like. Lineage: Eukaryota; Metazoa; Chordata; Mammalia; Dermoptera; Cynocephalidae. The record is from RefSeq and is a predicted model, not a curated record. Gene Ontology annotation, cellular component: nucleus; nucleoplasm. Gene Ontology annotation, biological process: regulation of transcription by RNA polymerase II. The transcript is spliced from 6 exons. The coding region runs from base 334 to 2148 and encodes 604 amino acids. Gene Ontology annotation, molecular function: DNA-binding transcription repressor activity, RNA polymerase II-specific; RNA polymerase II cis-regulatory region sequence-specific DNA binding.